ACGAGUGUCCAGUUGCACAGGACAGACCGACGAGGAAAGGGGGAGGUUAACUGGGCAGUUCAGCAUGCCCCUUACAUUGACAUGUGGGACCAGCGGCUGCAGCACGUCGCGGAUGGUGCGCUUGUCCAAGGCCUGAUGGAGUAUCACGAUCCAUACAUGGUAUGGUACAGGAGCAUUACCCGACGCUUCAUCAACCCUAACUACACCCCACCCUCAACGCAUUACCACCCAGCUUUUGAAGACAUCAGUGGAUAUGCGUCUGAUAUGCUUGCUAUACAUGAUGCACUAGAAGUCUUGAGCAUAUCAUAUCCCACCAUACCGCAGUUGGAUGACAUUCACGCAAUGACUGUGAGUAGCUUACAGAGACAUGGUCAUGGCCAUCUUAUCCCCCAGGGCCGGGACCAAUCACACCGCCGUUCACACCGUGAGGUAGGCAGCAGUAGUAGGGGACAGACUCACACGUCCCCUACAGGGUCCCCCCUGUUUUUUGAUGAUCAGGAAGAUAUCGCCAUCCACAUGUCUGCGCCAUACUCAUCUCAGGAAGGACCAUCUUCCAGCCAACAGACUCCUCCCCAGACCUCUGCCCCAGAUCCUUUCACAACGGUAUCUCAGUACUACCGUCGUAGAAGACCGCGAUUGGAUAGACAACACUUACAUACAAUAGAUGAAUCGGGAUCUUAGAACUUCUUUUGUUAGUUGUAAUCAGAUUCUAUAGUACAUUGUAUCCAAAUAAAUAUUAUCAAUUUUACUAACCUUUUUAGUUCA
Messenger RNA from Chenopodium quinoa (quinoa), 765 nucleotides. RefSeq lists its product as uncharacterized. NCBI's taxonomy places the organism in Eukaryota, Viridiplantae, Streptophyta, Magnoliopsida, Caryophyllales, Amaranthaceae. Bases 82 to 681 code for a protein of 199 amino acids. The record is from RefSeq and is a predicted model, not a curated record. The transcript has 2 exons.